This is a messenger RNA of Penicillium salamii, 1521 nucleotides long. The record is from the annotation of a GenBank genome assembly. NCBI's taxonomy places the organism in Eukaryota, Fungi, Ascomycota, Eurotiomycetes, Eurotiales, Aspergillaceae.
AUGAUAUCUGAUACUGUUUCCUCUUUAUCUCCUUUGAUCGCCGUGGCGAUAGCCCUUCUACCGAUACUUGUUUAUCUGUUCGCUAUUUCCAAGAGCCCACACUUUCCACUGAUCAAUGGUAAAAGACUGUUCGAGAUCUCUGAUGCUAGCAGCAAGAAACGAUAUCUCACCGAUGGCCAUGGCCUAAUUAAGAGGGGUUUGCAAAAGGCUUCAGUGUUUCGCAUUAUAUCCGACAACGGACCAAAGACUGUUCUGGCACCAAAGUAUGCUACUGAAAUUCGCAGCCAUCCUGGGCUGAGCUUUGGUACCAGUAUCGAAGAUGAAUUCCAUUCCUAUAUCCCGGGAUUUGAGCCCUUUCAGCUGGGGCCACGAAGCGAGGAACUGUUCCAAGUCGCUAUUCGAACUAAGCUCACACAGUCUUUGGCAAGUGUCAUGGAGCCACUAUCCGCCGAAACAUCCGUCGUGCUUGAGAAAGAGUGGACAGAUGAGAAUGACUGGCACAAUAUCACUCUCAAGCCAUGCAUGCUCAGAAUAGUCGCACAGCUAUCCUCGAAAGUUUUCCUAGGUGAUCAAAUUUGCCGUGAUCCCAACUGGCUUCGCAUCACAGUCGACUAUACUGUGGACUCCUUCAUUGCCGCAGUGGCUCUCAGACAGUGGCCUCGCUUGAUACGUCCCUUGGUAGCUAACUUUCUACCUUCAUGUCAAAAGAUUAGACGGGAACUCGAUGAAGCAAGAUCUAUUAUCAAACCUGUGCUUCAAGCGCGACGGGAAGCCAAGCAAACGACCGCUCGUGAUGGGAAGACACCAGUUCGCUUCAAUGAUGCAAUGCAGUGGAUGGAAGAAGUUGCCAAAGGACGACCCUAUGAUGCAGCCGUCAUGCAAAUUUCGUUCUCGGUUGUGGCCAUCCACACUACUUCUGAUAUGUUAACUCAAGUUCUAUAUGACCUGUGUGGUAAAGAGGACAUUAUCCAAGCCUUGCGCCUCGAGGUCAUCAGUGUCGCUCGCGAGGAAGGCUGGGGAAAACAUAGCUUACACAAGUUGAAAUUGAUGGAUAGUGUUCUGAAGGAAAGCCAGCGACUCAAACCCAUUAGUGUUGCAUCGAUGAGACGAGUUGCGACAGAGGAUAUCAAAUUGUCAGACGGAAAUCUACUCAGUAAAGGAACGAGUCUUCUUGUAUCUGGCGAUAAUAUGUGGGACCCACGCAUAUACCCCGACCCGGAGAUAUUCGAUCCAUAUCGAUUCCUGAAACUGCGUGAAGUUCCUGGUCAUGAAACAAGCGCUCAACUAGUUUCACCCUCGGCAGAUCACUUUGGAUUUGGAUAUGGCAAUCACGCUUGUCCUGGGCGCUUCUUUGCUGUCAAUGAAGUCAAGGUUGCCCUUGCUCACAUGUUAUUGAAGUACGAUAUCAAAUUGGCACCUGGCAUCCCCGAGCCGGUUGUGACUAAGAUCGGGUUGAAUCGGAUCUGUGACAACAAGGCUGUUGUUUCUGUCAGGAGAAGGCAAGAGGAAAUCAUUUUAUAG